Microstroma glucosiphilum is the source of this 3105-nucleotide messenger RNA. RefSeq names its product putative pre-mRNA splicing factor prp1. Gene Ontology annotation, biological process: spliceosomal tri-snRNP complex assembly; mRNA splicing, via spliceosome. Gene Ontology annotation, cellular component: catalytic step 2 spliceosome; U4/U6 x U5 tri-snRNP complex. Bases 238 to 3069 code for a protein of 943 amino acids. The record is from RefSeq and is a predicted model, not a curated record. Gene Ontology annotation, molecular function: protein binding. The transcript has 2 exons. NCBI's taxonomy places the organism in Eukaryota, Fungi, Basidiomycota, Exobasidiomycetes, Microstromatales, Microstromataceae.
CAUGACUUUUGACGAAGACUGAGAGCAGUCAGUAGCCUACUAGUGUACCUUGCACUUCCUCUCCCACCGUCUCCUCCCCCGCCGUCAAGCUCCGCAGCAGCGUCUCCUGGCUCCAUAUCCCUCGCACCAGCCGCCCUUGUGUUGCCUGUGCCAUCGCCCGUGUUCGAUCUGACCUCGGUAGGGCUCAGGCCUUCGCUCGUCGCUCAGCUACGUCCACCAGGGUGACCUCGCUCCAACAUGGCCGCGUCCCAUCAGGCCAACAAGCAUGCCUUUCUCUCCAUGGCCCCGCCGCCCAACUAUGUGGCGGGUCUAGGCAGAGGAGCAUCUGGCUUCACCACACGGUCCGACAUCGGCCCAGCCAGACAGACUGGCCCCGACCCCUCCUCUUCCAAGCGUGAAGAGGGAGCAAAGGACGAUGAAGAGGGCGAGGAUGGACAAUACGACGACCGGGAUCCCGAAAACGAGACGGGACUCUUCGUUGGAGGCCCCUACGAACAAGACGAUGAGGAGGCUGAUCGCAUAUGGGACGCCGUCAACGUCAAGAUGGAUGAGCGGAGGAGGGCAAAGCGCGAGGCAAGAGAAAAGGCAGAGUUGGAAAAGCUCAGAGCUGAGCGACCCAAGAUUCAAGCUCAAUUUGCCGACCUCAAGAGGGGCCUGGGAGGAAUGACGGAGAGCGAGUGGGAGUCGCUGCCCGAGGCUGGGAAUCUUACAGGCAAGAAGAGGAAGAAGAGUGAAAAGAGGGAAGCUAGGGAGACUGGGAGGAGCUACGCAGUCUCUGACAGCAUCCUCUUGGGAGCGAGGGAUCAGAACAUGAGUGAAAAUGCUCUCUCACAAGAUCAGAUGGACACAGAGGGAAGCACGUCGUCCAAACAAGGCAUCAUGACCAGCUUGACCGAGAUUGGAGAGGCGAGGAACAAAAUCUUCUCCCACAACCUCGAUCAAGCCGGCACGGCCACUUCCCUGGGCGGAUCAGCCUCCACCAUCGAUCCAAAGGGAUACCUCACGUCGCUCUCUUCCUUACCUACGCAAUCAACAGCCGAGAUAGGAGACAUCAAAAAGGCGCGUUCGCUUCUGGACUCGGUCAUCAAGACGAACCCUUCGCACGCUCCCGGCUGGAUUGCAGCAGCUCGUCUGGAAGAGGUGGCGGGCAAGAUGGCAGUGGCUCGCAAAGUCAUUGCUCAAGGAUGUGAUCAUUGCCCCAAGUCGGAAGAUGUGUGGCUGGAGAAUGCAAGGCUGAACAAUCGUGACAACGCAAAGGUCGUGCUUGCUCAAGCUACACAGGCACUCAAGGGACAGAGCGUCAAAGUCUGGCUAAAGGCGGCAGAGCUGGAAACUGAUCCUCAAAGCAAAAAGCGGGUUUUGAUGAAGAGUCUGGAGUUCUUGCGUGAGUCGGUAACACUCUGGAAAGAGCUCGUCAACCUCGAAACAGAUCCGGCCGAAGCACGGACGCUGCUUUCCGGAGCUGUGGGCGCUAUUCCCUCUUCAGAAGCUCUCUGGCUCGCCCUUGCUCGCCUUUCGCCGCCUACUGAAGCCCAAAAAGUCCUCAACCAGGCUCGCAAAAGUAUACCCACGUCCCAUACCAUCUGGAUCGCCGCCCUUCGCCUCUGGGAGCAGACGAGCGAAGAAGCAACUGAUGCCACUCAGACAAGGCUGGAUGGCAUGAUGUCCAAGGCUGUGCAGUCAUUGAAUCAAAAGGGCGCUGUUCUGUCACGAGAUCAGUGGAUGGAAGAGGCGCUGCGAGUAGAGCAAGAAGGCAGUCCUAUGACAGCCGAGGCGAUCAUCAAGGCUACUCUUGCAUUGGGAGUCGAAGACGAUGAGGAUCGGCGCAUCGUGUGGGUCCAAGACGCCGAAGCUGCCAAGGAUAAGGGCUGUGUAGCCACCGCACGAGCGAUUUUGACCUACACGCUGCGUCUGUUCCCGGACAGAGCGAGCAUCUGGAGAUUUGCCAUCGAUCUCGAGAAGGAACUUGGCGACUCUCAGGCUCUAGAGGCGCUUCUCGAGCGCGCAGUCACCUCCGUGCCGAAGAGUGAGACGCUAUGGCUCAUCUAUGCCAAGACGAAGUGGGACGCUGGAGACAUACCCGCUGCUAGACAAGUCUUGAUCCGGGCAUUCGAGAAGAAUCUCGGCUCGGAAGAGAUUUCUCUCGCUGCAGCCAAGCUAGAAUUUGAAAAUGGUGAGAAGGAAGCCGCAAGACUGCUGCUAGAGCGAGCUAGAGGAGAAGUGGGAUCGCGCAGAGUAUGGAUCAAGUCGGCUGUCUUUGAGCGUGACGAAGGCAGGGCGAGCAACGCGCUCGAGAUUGUCGACCAAGGUCUAUUGAAGUACAACGACGAACCCAAGCUGUGGUUGAUGAAGGCCCAGCUCGUGCAAAUAGAAUCAGUCAGUCCCAGCAGGGAGGAUGGCAUCAGGACAGCUCGCGAGGCCUUGUCGAAGGCGACCAGGUCGUGCCCUACCUCCAUCGCGGUCUGGCUCUCGGCAUCUAGGCUCGAAGAGGCUGCAGGCCUGGCCAUCAGAGCGCGCGCCCUCUUGGAACGGGCUCGAUUAGCCAAUCCACGCAACGAGGUGAUUUGGCUCGAGGCAGCACGCGUAGAAGACCGAUCUGGCUCGCCUCAAGAGUACCGCCGUCUCCUCUCUCGAGGUCUGCAGGAGUGUCCUUCUUCGGGUCUUCUCUGGGCAGAGAGCAUCUUCGCAGAGCCCCGCUCCACUCGCAAAGGUCGUUCGGUCGAUGCUCUCAAGAAGAGUGGGGACGAUGCUCGCGUUUUGUGUACUGUUGCUCAGCUCUUCUGGACAGAGGGCAAGUAUGAGAAGGCUCGACACUGGUUCGACCGGAUGUGCAAGGCAGAUCCGAAGUGGAGCGACGGGUACGCAUGGUGGUACAAGUUCGAGAUGGUGGAGGAGCAUGGUGGGAACGAAGCGGGUAGAGAGGCCAUUGUGGAAAUGGCGCGCAAGAAUGAGGCGAGGUACGGCGAGGUGUUCCAAGCGGUCAACAAGAGUCCGGAGCGGAUCAGUGGGAAGUGGACGAUGAGACAGGUCAUUGAAGAGGUGGCUUCGCGACUUGUGCUCAAAAAGUAGUGAUGGUGGGUGACGUGCCAUUGUAAUGAAUACGAA